Messenger RNA from Anarrhichthys ocellatus (wolf-eel), 6358 nucleotides. It is a transcript of the gene lmtkb, whose product is annotated as apoptosis-associated tyrosine kinase b. Gene Ontology annotation, biological process: brain development; peptidyl-tyrosine autophosphorylation. The transcript has 11 exons. The coding region runs from base 1 to 4839 and encodes 1612 amino acids. NCBI's taxonomy places the organism in Eukaryota, Metazoa, Chordata, Actinopteri, Perciformes, Anarhichadidae. The record is from RefSeq and is a predicted model, not a curated record. Gene Ontology annotation, molecular function: ATP binding; protein tyrosine kinase activity.
AUGAAGACGUUGGUGCUCCUGGUGACGAUGUCUUCGGUGGUUUUCAGCCCCGGCUUUGCCCUCAGCUCCCAUUUCAGCUCAGAGGCACACUCUCAUUAUACGGACACAAAAGCACGACACGGUUUGUUUGAAAGCCCAGUGGACUUCCCUUUCUCCGGGCUAUCGAGACACUACCGGGUCCGGGUGCUGGAGGACACGAGCAUGGAGCUUAUUGAGCAGUUUAUUUUCCCCAUAUGUCAGUGUGGGUGUCGGGAUGUUUUUACUUUCAUUCAGCUACAAUGUGACAACGCUCACUUUCUACCUUGUGCUGUGAUCUCAUGCUCUUCCUCUCCUCCUCUUCUCUUCAGUGCCCUCCAGCACCCGGCUCUGCUGCAGUGUUUGGCCCAGUGCACCGAGAUCACUCCCUACCUGCUGGUGAUGGAGUUUUGUCCACUGGGGGAUGUGAAGGGUUACCUCCGAAGCUGCAGGUCCUCAGAAUCCAUGACCCCAGAGCCCUUGAUUCUUCAACGGAUGGCCUGUGACAUCGCCUCGGGACUCUUGCACAUGCACAAACACAAUUUCACGCACGGUGACCUGGCUUUGAGGAACUGCUUGCUGACUGCUGAUGUCUCAGUGAAGAUUGGAGAUUAUGGUCUGGCCCAGAACAAGUACAAGGAUGAUUACUACCUGACUUCAGAUCAGAUGUGCGUGCCGCUGCGCUGGAUUGCUCCAGAGCUGGUGGAUGAGGUGCACGGAAACCUGCUGGUGGCUGACCAGACCCAACACAGCAACAUGUGGUCUCUGGGCGUGACGAUCUGGGAGCUGUUUGAGCUGGGCAACCAGCCCUACAGACACUACUCUGACAGACAAGUACUGACCUACGCUGUGAGGGAGCAGCAGCUGCGACUGCCCAAACCGCUGCUCAAAGUGCCGCUGGCUGAGCGCUGGUAUGAGGUGAUGCAGUUCUGCUGGCUCCAGCCUGAGCAGAGACCCAAUGCAGAGGAAGUCCACUUGCUGCUCAGCUACCUGUGUGCCAAGGGGGCCAGCGAGGUCGAAGAGGACUUUGAGAGGCGAUGGCAAUCCCUGCGUCCCAAUACUGUAUUCAACAUCCACCGUGGUGCCUCAGCAAUGUCCCGAGACCACCCCUCAUCAACCUCCUCCUCUUUUCCCCUCCUUGAGCAAUUUCCGGCUGGUGAUGGCUACCACUCGGAGUCCGGAGAUGAUAUACUUACGGUCACAGAGACCAGCCAUGGCCUGAACUUUGAGUACAAGUGGGAGCAAGCCAGAGCAGACCAGUCGUACAGAGCCCCGGACUCAUCUAGUACCCUGGAUCAGGUCAACCAUCAUCACCAGGAAGCGUUUUACCCACCUGGAGGCAUCGUGGGAGGCUGCCCCAUGGAGAGUCUCAGCCACAGACUUUCUCCUUCUUACUACCAAUCAAAACAUCUACACGCUCCAGGCAUACUUCCUGUCCUCAGUGCCCACAGCCCCUCAGUAAGCAGUGAAUACUACAUCCGCAUCGAAGAGCCAGUAGACUGUAACAUCGAUCUGGACUACACCAUGUGCUCCUACAGCCCAGACUACCAAGGCAGCAACGGGAGCUUUCUGACAGGGAGCGCCGACUCAGGCGAGUGCAUGGCCUGCCCGUCACAGACCAAGAACACGGGUCCUUUUUGGUCAGCAGACAUCCAUAAGUCAGAUAUGUAUGACUCGAACGACUCAAGUCCUGCUAUCUCCCUAACAAUGGAGCCCCUUUUAGGGCAAGUGUUGGACAAUAGCCCACUGCGACCCUGGGAGUCUAGUCACUACGUGUCCUAUAAAGACAGAGACGGGGGUUACUACUAUGAGCACUCGCCCCCUUUGGGAAUAGAUCACUAUCUGAUUGGACGUGACUCCUCCAGUGAGCGUCAUCAGGAGAGCUGGGGGUCAAGGAGCCUGCGUCAGGCCUUGGGUGAGUUGGAUAACCCGCUAGGCAUAACCCCCGCCGUCAACAGUACACCUCAACAGGCCUACAGGGACGCAUACAUGGACGCAAGUCAGACCUCCAUCAUAGGAAAGAACGUGACGGGGGGCUACUACGACAUGAUGGGCUCCCUGAGGAAGACCAUGCCCGGCCACACCAGGCAGAACAGCCACUCUGUCAGCAUUAACAUGGAGACAGAGGGGGCGCUCUUCAUUGGGCACAGGGACAGCGAUACAGAGGAGGAGGAAGAAGAGGACAUAUUUGUUGAGAGACACACCUGCAACACUUGGCCUUCAAAACAUCGCCACAGCAGCGUGGGUCACCACAGCAGCGUGGGUCACCACAGACGCGCUAGCCACAGCUGCAGACAGGAUGCCUACGUGGAUUUCCACUACACAAUGCCAAGUACAGACAUUGAAGACUCCUGGCCGGAGGAGCAUAGCCUGGCCUUCCACUCUCUCCCCAAACCCGUUGACUAUCUCGAGCCCCACCAGGCCAAAGACAACAGUGCAUGCCUUAGUCUGAGUAAACAUCAUGCAAUGGUGCCCUCAGACAACUGCAAUGCCUACAUCUACCUGUGCCAUGAGGGCGAGACUCAGGUGCCGGCAUCUGGAGAUUGCUGCCACUCGCACUUUGUUGACCCGCUCACAGGCUUGCUAGUCAGAAACAACAGCUACAGUCACAGCUACAGUCACAGCAGCUACAUCAGCGAUAAGGCCAUUGACACCUCAAGCAAUGACGAGAUGAUCAAUCUAUCACCGGCUCCAGGGGGUCCCAUUGUGGCCAAACCUUCUUUGAUAAAGACCGAAGACAGUAGAGAGCAAUAUGUUGACCUUACAACUGAUAAAGCUCUCUUCAAAGAGAAGCGGGAGGAUGUAAUUAAAGAAAAUCUAAUCAUGCAAAAGCCGGCAGAGCCUCAAAUAGAAGAGGUGACCCUGACAAUGACUGCAACCACUCCGCCUCCUGAUGACAACAUGCACGUGAUGGUGGCCCUCACAGAUCCGCAGUCUGAGUUGAGUCACACCGGCGACAGCGGUGUCGACCGAGAGGGCUCCAGCGUCAGCCUCACCGAUAUCCUCGACUGCAGUGACGACGACGACAUCACAGAUGACAUCACCGACGUCACCUCAGGCAUCUUUGCAGACGAGUCCAGCGAGCUGAACGCCUCUCCUGCCUUCAAGUCGCCCCAGAAGCACGUAGGAACUCCUGAUUCCAUGGAUUCCAUGGAUCUGCCCUCUGCAGCUGGGUCUUGUGAAGGCUUCAGCCCCGCGUCCUCCCACCCUUCCAGCUCACCUAAAGCUAUGGACAGUGGAUACGACACAGAAAAUAAUGAGAGCCCCGAGUUUGUCCCCAAAGAGCCUCAUGAACCCCGUGAACAACCUCUGGGAAAUCCUACCCUUCAUGCGAGCCUGGAGGAGGACAAAGAGCUGGAGGAGCAGGAAGUGGAGGAUGAAGUAGAGCGAGAGGCUGAAGAUUUGGCCUUGGGAGCCUCACAGACCAGCGACCACAGUCUUCUACCACUGAGCGAUAAGACUCCAUACAGAGACUCUGCCUACUUUUCAGACUAUGAGAAUGAAAGGCAGUCCAGGGAUGAAGGGGACGAACUGUCAGAGAGACUGAGAGAUGAAGAAAAUGUUGAAAAGGAACAACGCAUGGGACAAAGGAAGGGCGAGAAAAGGAAGAAUGAGGAGGAGGAAGAGCUAAAUGACACCGUAGUGAACAAAGACAUGAAACUUGACAUGAAACACGUAUCAACAGGACGAACAGAAUCCUCAUCUCCAGUAGAGAUGGAUGCAUAUUUGACUGAAGAGUGUGACCAGGAUGAGGUACUGGGGCUACAUGUGGAGCCCUCUGACACCACUUCAAUAACAGAGGGCGGGCUGGAUGAUUGGCCAUCUCAGGAAGAGAGCUCUUCCCUAGGAGACUGGGCGGCAGAGGUGGUGGGGGCCAUGGAAGAAGCCCUUGGUGCCCUGAAUGGAGAUUGUACCUCCAACGUCAAGGUAGAGGAGGAGGAGGAGGACGCAGAAGACUCUGUUCAGUAUUUAGAAACAACAGAAGAGCCAGAGAUCAAGAUGAUUCAAAACAGACCUUCGGGGAUAUCCGGUGAAAUCCUGCACACUUUACCCAAAGAUGAGGUGGCCUUGCAGCACACGGCAAGCACCAGGCGGUUUUCUUCGUCCUCUCCUCCCCCUCCUUCCACCCCUCCCCCUUCGCUGAUUGCAACGGAUGGCCGAGGGUCUCCGGCCAACGGGGAAGAGGCGGACGAGGAGGACGGCGACAGCGAUGACAGCGACGAGUCGGAUGAGGAGCUGCGAAUCUACAGCGUGCAGGAGCAGAGCGGCGGGGAGGAGAGCGAUGACGAGUGCUACCCGGUGCCCAUCGUGGUGAGUGACAGCAGCGAAGACCACAACCUGCGCAGCCUCCUUAAGAUGCCGACCCUGCUUACAGCGGAGAACCUGGAGGAGGAGCUCGAAUGCAAGAAGAAGACGGUGUCUUUUUUUGACGAUGUCACCGUCUACCUGUUCGAUCAGGAAAGCCCAACUAAAGAGCUGGCUGAGCAUGGCUUCCCUCUCGGAGCGGAGGGUCAGAGUUCACGCACCAAAUCCCAAGAACGGCUCAAUGCCUCAGAUGACUCUUCAGAUGGGAACAUCUCAGAGGAGAGUGCAGGAUAUGAGUGGGAGGACGACUUCCCCCUGCUCCCUCUGCCAACAUCCUCAGUGGCAUCUGACUCCCCUCCCCCCCGCUUUAUCCCCAAAGCUCCGGACCCCAAACCAGUCGCACAGUUCUCCCGCUUCACUGUCUCCCCCUCCAGCGUGUCUCGUUUCUCCAUCACUCACAUCUCCGACUCUGACAUGGACUCCGCAGGAGGAAGCAGUGAGGAUGGGGACAAAGAAUAACGAGCUGUGGAUACUUACUGCCUCUCCAUGACGAACACUUGGCCUGCUAGCAUGACUUCUACUUUAUCUUUUAACGUCAGGUUUUAGAAACACAGGACAGUGCCUCUUAUCGCCCGUCGACACUUUUGAAAGGUCUGUCUUACUGACCUGAGCUGUUUAGAGUACUGAAAAGAGAAUAAUUAAUAUAUACACUUUACAGAAUAUUAUUAUAUACUGUAUGUAUGAUGUACAUAAUCUAUGAAAGCGGGGGGAACUUUGAAUUGUGCAUAUUUUUCAGAUCAAAGAGACACAAUGGAAGGACAGACCUUUGAAAAACAUCUCAUUUUCCACCUCUUUCACCUCUUAAUGUAUGAUGGGAAGCAUUCCUGAGAGAGUGGAACCACCUGGACCAAGAGUAAACUGUUGUGAGUUAAAGACGUCACCUUUUCAUCAGAGGAUCGGCUCUUUGAAGGAGCCUGCACAGCUCCACAGACUUUGUACUUCUUAGGAAACUGCUUAACUUGUCUUAAUAACUAUCAAUGAGAAUCCUUUAGGUAUCACAAGUAAUAUAUUGUUAAUAUUUGGCUUCAUCCAGAGAUAAAGGACAUGCGAGCGUGAAAGAAGGAAAGGGAAUUCCGAUGGGUCACGUUUGGUUACAGAAUGUUUUGUUUGUGUGGAAACAGCUGAUUGAACCUGGACAAUGUGAUAUUUUGUGACUCUUUCUUUUGUACCAGGACCACUACUGUACUGUUUUACAUAAAUAAGUGGCUCAUUCUCUCUACCAAAUUGAGUGCCAGCACCGCCAUCACAACCAAUCCCUCUUUGUUGUAAACAUCCGGCACAACAUUGUCACUAUAGUGACAGGAAGUCCUGUCAGAUUUAACGCUUGUUAAAGGCUGAACAGGUUUUUCAAUUGAAGCAAUGCAUGGUUUCAAGUAUCUAUAGGAAUGUAUUGCUUAGAGACAUAAAGGGACAGUUGUUUGUUGUUUUGGAGCAGAGACAGGGAAAUCCCUCCCAUGUCUGGACCGCUACAUAAAGACACUAGUUCUCUAAUAACGACAUGGGCCGAUACGGGUGGGCAAUGUGGAUGCAGUCUUCAUCACAAUAUAUGUAAUAUUGUAUCCUGAUAGUGGGAUACAUCAUUAUCAAAUAACACCUGGCAAAUCACGGUUCGUCAUCACAUUGAUGCACAGAUCCAGUAAAUCCAAUAUGGCCGGAAUGCAGUAAUACUCACAUUCAUUUGCAACAAUAUUCACAAAGGCCUAAUACUAGCAGAGGUAUUAGAGGGAUCGAUACCCUGCUGUAGUUAUGCUCAUUAUAUAUCAUCAUAUUGCCCAACCCUAUCGGCCAAUGUUUCAAAAGACAAACAUGCAACAGUAUUUAAAAGGCUGUUGAGUUAUAUUUUUGCCUGCUCAUGAGUCUGAACAUACAUCCAGUGUUCCUCAGCUUCUGCUCAGCCUGCCGUGUUAUGUUUGUGAGAGAAAUGAGAACAGCUGUCUGGCUUUACUGUUACUGUCACUCGCUGUAUAUUGGCUACUGA